Cuscuta europaea is the source of this 612-nucleotide messenger RNA. The record is from the annotation of a GenBank genome assembly. NCBI's taxonomy places the organism in Eukaryota, Viridiplantae, Streptophyta, Magnoliopsida, Solanales, Convolvulaceae.
ACACUGAAAUCGAGUUCGAGAUGUUGUUGAUUGAGCUUGUGAUUUUUGGAGACAAUGAGAGCACAGGCAGAUCUAGCAUUUGCAUUCAGUCAGGAGGACAAUAUCAUACGAGAGAACCACUAAACGCAACGCUCUUCUCCAUUUUUCAUACGACAACCGCCGAACAACUCUCUUCUCCAUCUUCAAAAUCAGGUUUUAUGGCUCGAUUGUUAGUUCAAAAAGAAGAUGCACUUGGCCGCUGUUUUAACUUUGCAAAUGAUGAAAAUGGAAAAUAUGCUUCUCAUGAUGAUUUUCAUUUCAAUUUAUUUACUUGUUAAGAGAAAUAACAACAUGAUCUUAUUGAGGCUGAGGUUGAGCUAAAGCGAUAAUGACGAUGAUUCCAGUGAUGAUGAGGAGUUGAUAAGACAUUGUGAGCCUAGUGUUGCAUGGACUGAAUGGAGAGACAAGUUAGUCGAUGAAAUGUUCACUUCUUGGACACAUAAUUAUUAGUGAUCUUUUAUUAAUGUCAUUUUCUGUUUCAGCUUUAUUUGCACAAAAAACUGCUAAUAUGCUUAAUAUAUUUGUUUCAUAUUUGUAAUUUGUUCUGCUUAAUUUCAAUACCUCUUUGUUAAU